AUGGUCAUCAAUGUAGGAAUCGUCGGCUACGGAGCCUCUGCUAAAAGCUUCCAUAUCCCUUUCAUAGCCGCCAUCCCAGAGUACAAGAUUGUAGCAGUUUUACAGAGAGCAGAGGCUCCAGUGGACGUCUCAUCCGCCGUCCCAGGCUCUCACUGCACUGCCGACUUACCUGGUAUUCGACACUACCGCGCACCAGAUGAGUUCUUUGCAGACCCGGAUACGGCGCUUGUCGUCGUAGCUACGCACAUCGAUACCCACGCGCUAUUCGCUGAGAAGGCGCUGUUGGCGGGGAAGCAUGUCAUCGUCGACAAGCCAUUCGCACGGUCCACUGCCGAAGCAGAUAAGGUUAUCCAACUAGCGAAAGAGAAAGGUCUAGUCCUAACUUGCUUCCAAAACCGUAGAUGGGAUGGCGACUUCCAAACCCUCCGAAAGAUUUUAUCCCAAAAUGCUCUGGGCAAAAUCGCAGAAGCAGAAAUCCACUACGACUUCGAGUCCCCCUUCUGGAUUAAAUACAUGACGAAGACAAAAUAUGCUCCUGGGGAGGGCCACUCAUUUGGUCUUGGUUCCCACAGCCUCGACCAAGCAUACACGCUUUUCGGCCGCCCAAAAUCCAUAACAGCCUUCUACCGUAGCCAGCGCGGCCUCGAGAGCGAAAUCGAGGAUUCAUUUACCGUCAUCCUGCAGUAUGAAGGAAACCAGAAGAACCUCCUUGUCACAGUGAAGAGCGCCAUCACGACACCACUGGCGAAGCAACUUAAACUUUUUGUUCGUGGGAGCGAGGGAUCGUUUGUUAAGUGGCAACAACGCAGUACAUGUCCACAAGAAGAACAGAUCGCACGAGGGGCAAAGCCCACAGAUCCCGGGUUCGGCGAGGAGCCUGAGACGUUACGCGGUGUGUUAACGACAUAUAAGGAAUUCGACCCCAGUGUUCAGUCUUAUGACACCGAGACGGAAAAAUACACGGGUUUAUAUCCGACGGUUACGGGUCGGUGGACUGGGCUAUAUGAGAACGUGGCGGACGCGAUAUGCGGUAGGAAGGAGUUGGAAGUUAGACCUGAGCAGGUCAGGGACGUGCUUAGGAUUAUUGAGCUUGCAAGGAUUUCGCAUGAGAGAGGGGCUACAGUUAUUUGGAGUGAUGGUGAUUGA
This is a messenger RNA of Aspergillus puulaauensis, 1146 nucleotides long. RefSeq lists its product as uncharacterized. Lineage: Eukaryota; Fungi; Ascomycota; Eurotiomycetes; Eurotiales; Aspergillaceae. The record is from RefSeq and is a predicted model, not a curated record. Gene Ontology annotation, molecular function: nucleotide binding. The transcript has 5 exons. Bases 1 to 1146 code for a protein of 381 amino acids.